CAGAAUGUCGUAAAACGUGGAAUCGGCAGAGAAGUGAAGCGCUAGUUCUAUUGAUAUGCAAACCGUGGUAGAUUUCGCAGUUGGAAAUAGGUAGUGAUGUUUCAUUGGCUACUUUUUGACCCCAGUCGGCAUGUUUUAAAACUACAAUGGACGCAGCGAGGACACAGAAAAUGAGCUGAUCUCCAGCAAAACCACCUCGAAAAUGGCUGCAUACACCGCUGAAGUGGCUGCAGGUCAUUCUGUGGUGGUGGAGGUGAGCCCAGAUAUCCACAUCUGUGGCUCCUGCAAAAAGCAGUACAAUAAUUAUAAGGUCUUUCUCGCCCAUAAGCAAAAUGAAUGUUUCCUGUCCACACCUGACACCCUAACCACUACUGCCACAUCCACUCUCACAGACUCCAGCACUGAGUUUAUUUUUGAGGAGACCUACCAGACCUGUGUUGUGAGAGGUGUCAAAAAGAUGACCAAAGCCCCAAGGACACCUUCCAAAAAACUAAAACCUGCCCUGACUUCAAAGAGACACAGCUGCUGUUUCUCAGGUUGCACUUUCAAGACACAGUAUGGCCAAAAAGACAUGGAGCGACAUCUUAAAACUCACACCGGUGAGAAGCCAUUUGAAUGUGAACUGUGCCACAAACGCUUCAGUCGGCGGGACAAGCUGAACAUGCACAGCCGCUCGCACACAGGUGAGAAGCCACACAAAUGUAAACACUGUCCCUAUGCAGCAGCAGACAGCAGCAGCCUGAAGAAGCACCUGCGUAUCCACUAUGAUGAACGGCCAUUCAAAUGCCAGAUCUGUCCUUACGCCAGCCGCAACUCCAGCCAACUUACCGUGCAUCUCCGCUCGCACACAGGGGAUGCACCUUUUCAGUGCCAACAAUGCGAUGCAAAGUUCAAAAUAAACUCAGACCUGAAGAGGCACAUCCGGAUUCACUCCGGCGAAAAGCCUUACAAAUGUGACUUUUGUGAGUACCGCUGCGCCAUGAAAGGAAACCUGAAAUCGCACAUUCAGAUCAAACAUGGUACGGAGAACUCCUUUCAGUGCGUGCACUGUGAUUUCAAGUGUGCCAACAAGACUGCUCUGCGACAACACUUGAGAGAACACCAACCCACUCAGCCCAUUCAGUGUUCCAAGUGCACUUACUCCUGCUCCAGCAAGGGGGCGCUCAAGGUCCACGAGCGGAUCCACUCCGAAGACCGCCCUUUCAAAUGUGACUUCUGCAACUUUGCCUCUAAGCAGCGCAGCAAUCUUGUCAUUCACAAGAAGAAGUGUCACUCGGAUAAGCUUGAAAAAGGCAGCGGUGGGAAGGGUGGCAGAGGUGGAGGCAAAAAUUUAGGCACCGACUCUCCGAAGCCUGUCAGCUCUCGGUAUCGAGCCAAACUAGAUGCAGCUCGAGCCUUUUGCUGCGACUCGUGUGACGCUUCGUUUGUGAGGGAGGACUCCCUGCGGAGCCACAAGAAGCAGCAUCGGGACACUCAGAGUGUGUUGCAACUCCAGCUCUCUACCCCAGCAGAAGCAGUUAACUUGGUUCCCGUUACCAUGUCACAAACCAGUGCUGAGCUCGAAGUUCCUAUCCCGUGUAACCCAAUGCCUCCUUAUAGUAAUACACAGCUUAAAAUCAUUGUAUCUCACCCGUUAGGCCAGGAUAACCCCUUGCUCUCAACUGGUGGGGAUGGCCAGAAUAAGAGCAACAUGGUCUUGCUUAGCCCAGAAAACCAGGACAUGGUAGUUAACUCCAUGAUCCAGCAGGUCAACCUGCUGGCGCCUGUACAACCACUCGGUUCAUCCCAAACCACAGAAGCCACUCUUGAACCCCAGACUGUCCUCCUGACUCAACUCAGCACCGACGAUGCCAGCAACCCGCUCCACCAGGCCCUGAUGCAAACGGCCAUAACCGCUCAGGACUCGAGCAGCAGCACACAGACGUUCAUCACCACCUGCUCUGAACUGGAGGGGCUCAAUGCUUUGAUCCAGGAAGGUGGCACAGAGAUUACAGUGGUUACGGAAGGAAACUCUGCUUUGGUGACCACAGCACCUCUGCCUGAUGUGGACAUGUCCAAGCCAGCAGAGACGGUGACGGUUGAGGAGAGUGCCUUACCCUGUGAGGAAAGUGCAUUACUGGUGCCAAACAUCAGCCUGGGCAGUCAGAAUGUGGUCAUCCAUGGCGUUCCACUUAUAGUGUCUCCUCAGCCUCAGCAGAGCACGGUGGAUCAGCUCUCCCCUCAUGCACUCUAUUCCAAUUCACACACACUUGAAAGCAUCCCACAGUGAACAGCGUUGUGUUUCUGAAAGUGAAAAGACAGUAACUGCAUCAUAAGCUAUUUCUCUGCUGAUAGUAACUUGUAGAUCUAACGGUAACCACUAAAAUAGCAAAACUGUUGGCUUUGGAGGUGUAGUUUGUUUAGUCUUCACAUUUUGGAAUAAAACAUCAAUUUUAACAUUGUUUCAUGCACUGUAUUUUCAAGUGUUAUAUUUGCAGGCAUCAAAAAUUGAAAUUAAACCAUAUUUCAAUUACAAUAUUUAAUUGAAAUCAGGUUUAAUUUAAAGCAACAUCAUACAAAAAAUAAAAUAAUAAUACCGCAAAUGAACAAAAUGUGAAAGUGACUGAAUGUAUUUGUAUGAUGUGUUUUUUAUGUUUGUCCAUUAGGUGGCAGCAGAGUGAUGAGAGUAUAUAAUGAAACUUGCUCUGCUUUAUGGAGUAUUCAGACUGUAAGUGUACUGCUGCCCCGUAGUAUUGAUUAUACAUAUUCUGUAUGUAUAGCUUUUGUUAAAAAUAAAUAUUUUUUUCAAGUUCUCAUUCUGAAUCUGAAAAAGUAGAUGUCAAUUGUAGAAAGCAUUAGGCUGCAUAUCAAGGUCUUAGCUUCUAAAAGGCGACUCGCAUUCCCGAUAGAUUUUUCAAUAAAG
Molecule: messenger RNA, 2902 nt
Organism: Pelmatolapia mariae (spotted tilapia)
Lineage: Eukaryota; Metazoa; Chordata; Actinopteri; Cichliformes; Cichlidae
Gene: zfp64
Product: zinc finger protein 64 homolog (mouse)
Exons: 6
Coding region: 203-2269 (688 amino acids)
Biological process (GO): positive regulation of transcription by RNA polymerase II
Cellular component (GO): nucleus
Molecular function (GO): RNA polymerase II transcription regulatory region sequence-specific DNA binding; DNA-binding transcription factor activity, RNA polymerase II-specific
Source: RefSeq, a predicted model, not a curated record